CGGUACUGUGACAACCAUUGGGCGGAGGCGGCGAGGUGGCCAUCGAGAGCCUGAUCCUGUUCAGUGUGGAGUGGCAGCGGGAGCGGGCACCGAGGCGAGCCGCUCGAGGUGCAACCCGGGUCCCUAUGCGGGGACGUGUGUGACUCGGUGCUCUUUAUCCGUAACGCUGGGAGGAAAGCGGAGUGAGAUCAACAAUAUAAAAUGGUUACAUGUCCCACAAAUGUAAUACUAAAGUGGCUUGAACACCUGAAUGGUUCCUGGGCCUUGGAAGACACUGAGUCUACAGCUACAAGAGAAGGUGCCUCUGCAUUAUAUGAAAAGCUCCUCCAGAACAGAGAAGUGGUAGGGAUAUCUCACCAGGUGCAAAAUCUCAUAGGUCCAAAAUUGCCAGAUUUUGAACAUGAAUCUUCAGCUGUGGAAGAACGUGAACGUUACCUCUCUGCACUCCUUAACUGCCAACAAAACUUGGCCAGGACUGUCUUUGGAAAUUCACCUUUUGCUGUUGCCUUACAUAUGCGUUUGGUGUCCCUUCAGAGGAUAUUCCAUGCACUUUCUACCAAGUACCACGAUCGAUUUAGGCCAGAGUGUAAAGUACAAAAGCAGAGUUCUGACAGCAGAUUAGAUCUAGAUGAUACGCUGGCCAGGAAUAAAGGAAUAAAAUCAGGUGCUGAUGUUCUUAUAGAAAUGGGAGUGAAGACUGCUCUAAGUCUGCUCUUUGCACUAAUUCAACAAAAUUGGCAACAGUCAAGAAUAGAUCCAAGCCUGAGCUUGUGCAAUGAUGUCUUGUGCACAGCCUGCACAAUUAUAAAUUCUCUACCUCCACUUUCUCUAGCAAAUGAAAACAAAAUCCCACAAGUUGGUUUGGACUGCCUUGCACAAGUUUCAACUUUUUUGAAGAAAAUGACUAUGCCUAAUUCUGGGGCUGACAAAGAUGGGCAACGACUGGCUUCAGAACUAUUACUGGGUCUUGCGGUACAGCGUGGCUCCUUGAAGUUCCUACUUGAAUGGAUUGAAGUAGCAUUGGCAGCUUCUGCAGCUGCUACAAAAGCACCUUUUGAACCAGAGAAAGAAGUAAUGAUUGGAUAUGAUAGUGUUUUAAAAUCAUUGGAGCAACUAAGAAAUUCUUCGAAUACAAGUACAGAUAAUCCACAAAGUCAAGACCUCAAGAAGACUCCAGAUGGAUUGUGUUCACUAUCUCAGGCUGCAGUUUGUCUCUUUGAAGAGAUUUGCAGCUUAGCACUAGCCUGCCUUUGUAGUACCAGUUCUCAUAACUCUCAAAGUCAUGACUGUGAAACAAGAGCUGUGUAUGUUUGGGGAAGUAACAGCAGCCAUCAAUUGGCAGAAGGGACUCUAGAGAAAAUCUUGCAGCCCAAAUUAGCACAUGGAUUUGCUAAUGCAAAGACGAUUGAGGCUGGCCAGUAUUGCACAUUUACAGUUUCAGAAGAUGGCUCUGUGAAAGCUUGUGGAAAAGGUAGCUAUGGUAGACUUGGACUGGGUGACUCCAACAAUCAGUCAACAGCUAAAAAGCUCACAUUUGAACCUUGUCGGAGCAUCCGUAAAAUAUCAUCCUCAAAGGGUUCAGAUGGACACACGCUAGCAGUAACUACAGAAGGAGAGGUGUUCAGUUGGGGAGAUGGCGAUUAUGGGAAGCUUGGACAUGGAAAUAGCGCGACCCAGAAGUAUCCUAAAUUGGUUCAUGGACCGUUACUAGGGAAGAUUGUAGUCUGUGUGUCAGCAGGAUAUAGGCACAGUGCAUCAGUAACAAGCGAUGGAGAACUUUACACCUGGGGAGAGGGAGACUUUGGCAGACUUGGACAUAGUGAUAGCCAUAGUCGCAAUCUGCCAGCUCUCGUUAAAGAUAUCAGUGGCGUUGGGCAAGUAGCUUGUGGCAGUUCUCACACUCUCGCAGUAUCUCAGGAUGGACGGACAGUUUGGUCAUUUGGAGGGGGAGACAAUGGUAAGCUUGGUCAUGGAGAUACUAACCGAGUGUACCGGCCAAAGGUAAUCGAAAGCUUCCAAGGACUGUAUGUAAGGAAGGUUUGUGCUGGAAGUCAGUCUUCACUUGCCUUGACUUCUGCUGGACAGGUGUUUGCUUGGGGCUGUGGCUCGUGCCUAGGUAGUGGUUCUUCAGAAACAACAGCUCUCAGGCCACGACUAGUUGAGGAGCUGAAUUCAACCAAAAUCAUCGAUAUUUCUUGUGGAGAUAGCCAUUGUUUAGCACUAACUCAUGACAAUGAAGUUUAUGCUUGGGGUAAUAAUGCAAUGGGUCAGUGUGGACAGGGGCAUACAUCAACCCCAAUUGCUAAACCGAAGAAAGUAAUUGGUUUGGAAGGAAUACCUAUACAACAAAUCACUGCAGGAACUUCUCACAGCUUAGCCUGGACAGCUGCUCCAACUGAUAGACAACUAGUAGCCUGGCACAGACCUUACUGCGUUGAUCUGGAAGAAAGUACUUUUAGUUACCUGCAGACCUUUUUGGAUAGAUAUUGCGAUGGCAUUAACAAUGAGAUACCUCCACAGCCUUUCUGUUCUCAAAGGGAGCACCAUCACUUUGUGUUACUUUGUUUGAAGUUGCUUUCUACCCAUCUUUCCCUGGCUCAAGCUGGAGGAACUGGUGCCACUGUCCUCGGUCAACAGACCAGACCACUAAGAAACUUACUUUUUCAGUUAAUAGAUUCAGAUGUCCCAAAAAAUAUUGAAGAGGCAGUUAAUGAAACACUUUCGGUUGGUGCAUCUUUACUGUUGCCUCCACUCAGGGAACGUACUGAGCUUUUACACAGUCUUCUACCUCAAGGUCCAGAAAGAUGGGAAAGUUUAUCAAAAGGACAAAGAAUGCAGUUGGAUAUCAUAUUGACUAGCCUUCAGGAUCAGAAUCACAUUGCAUCGCUGUUAGGCUACAGCUUACCUGUUGACAUGACUGAAAGAUUCUCACAGAAGUGCAAUUCGGAUCAGGACUCAUCCAAUGCUGGAAAUAUCGACCACUUUCAUUUAGCAGAGAUCCUUUUGAAAACUCUAUUAAAGAACAUCAGCUUCUACACUGAGCGUGCUUUCGGAGAGCUGGAAAAGAACAGUGAUAAGCAACAGAUUAACACAAGGCAUACAGAAAAUGGACCACCUUCCCAUGUCCAUCAGCUGCUGUCUGCAUUACAUAAACACCUUCUGGCUCACUGUUACUCAAAUUCUACUACUAAGGACCAGUUAAGCGUGGAUUUACUGCAUAAGCACUUACAAUUGCUGCUGCAGUAUGCAUCUGAUACUUACAGACGAUCUGCUGUUCUUCUGAAAGAAAGCUUAGUGGAUAAAAGUGUAACGGAAAAAUUGCAUGGGAUUCUUUUUAACUCUGCAGCUGGAAGUAUUUUGUGCCAGGUGAUAUAUUCUCUUCUGCUGUUACCUGCUAGCAUUGUGCAACCUGCGCUUGAUGGUCUUCUAGAUCUUCUUCAACCAUUGGAUUGUCUAAACAGGCUUUUACCAGCUGCAUUGUUAUUGGAGGAACAAGAACUUGAAUGGGAGAUCUAUGAACCUGGAAGCAAUUUUGAAAUAUCCAUUCCAGCACAGGUGAAAUCUUGGAUUUGGUUGAUUGAUAUGGAGCGCACCAUUUCUUUCACUAUUGGGAAAUGUCUUGGAGAGAUGCUGCAAGGUCCUCUUUGUUCAUCAGAAGAAGUAAAUUCAGCUUACUGGCUGCAAAGCCAGCUCCUCAGCAAUGGCCUUGAAAUCGACAGUGAACAGCUUGAUUCUUACAUUAAUGGCCUAACUACAAAGGCAUUGGCUCAUUCUGCGGAAAGGAAGUCAUUUGAGUUUCAAGUUUCUGAAAACACUGCUGUACUAAUAGACAUUGCGCUUGGUGCCAUAACAGAGCCAGGGUUCAAAAUCUGGAGCAGAAUGCAGCACUACGCCAUCAGCAACGAGUGGGAACACAUUUCUAAUGGAGACCAUUUGCUGAACAUUGUCUCAAGAUUUGUCCUUGCAGUAUUACUUAAACACACAGGAUUAUUGCAAGAAGCCUGCAAGGAUGAUUGCUGCCAGCCCAAUGAAAGACUUGUUGAAAUAUAUCAAUGUGUCUACAGAGUUAGAAGUGCACUCCUGGCUCAAAAGAAUGUGACCCAUAAUGCUGCAAAUGUUCAGCUGUCUGAUUGGUCUAGACAGUUUUCAGAUAUCUCAGAUGAUGUCGAGGAUGAGCCACAAGAAAGCUGUAGUACUUCUGCUAAGCCAAAUGAGAAUAAUAGGCAAUCAGAAGAACCAAAGUACAAUAUGGAAAGGGAGAUGGUCCUGCUGGAUACAGAGGAGUUUCCAAAGAUAAGCAAGGUAUUGGAGUGUUUCCUUGCUCGAAAGGCAGCUUGUCAUGAAAAUGAAACUGUGUAUGAAUACUCGGGCCUAAGCACCCAGCCCAACAGUACAGGCAGUGUGGAAGUUACAGAAAGUGAGGGUGCUCAGAAAGAGAAAGAAACUGAUUCAGAAGACCAAUAUUCCUCUACUUCCAUAUGCCACAAUGUAAUUGUUCGUUGUGCAUUCCUUAUUCUUGGGGUAAGAGCCAUAUGGUUAGAAAACGUAUGUCAAGAAUCAACGUCAGGUAAAGUUAGGAAGGCAACUUCUUUCCAAGAGGAACAGUCAUUUUGGGCAAGACUGAGACCAAAUCAAAGUGAUUCUGAUGCAAGGAAACAAGUGAAUAAAGAAAUUACUGAAGGCCCCACAAGAAUACAAACAAGAUCAUCUGACCAGACUUUAGGAAUGCCCUUGUGUUCACGAGGCAUUAUGAAGGAUGCUUGGCACUUGCUACGACAAUGUAUUAGUCCAACAGAGAGUACUCAGACCUCUACAUUGGCUCCAUUGCUGAAUGACAUCUUUCAAUUCCUAUGUGGGCAUCUUACCCAGACCUCAAAUCUGGUUGAACAAGAGACUGGUAAAGAGGCGGAUCCUAAAGUGGUUAUCACAGCAAUGGGUCACCAGCAAAAGCGAGCAGAGAUUCGGCUUGAAGCCCUUUGUCAGAUUUCAUCCUUUCUCUCUGAAAUGGAGAGUAAAAGUGGCAUCUCUACAGACACAUCCGAAGCACCAUUGAAGUCUACUGGUCUUCUAUCAACAGUGCAACUGCAAUUUCUUACUGGCUGUUUUGAUUUAGGAACAACAAAAACAGCAAACAUCAAGCGGAAUUGUGAAAAGUUCCAACAUUACCAGGAUGUAACACAUGCUGCCUGUGGAAAUACACAGAAGGAACUUCGGGCUGCAGCACACAAGCUCUACCAGCAACUGGUUUCAGCGCUGGAAAGGAGACUUGCAACUGGAAAGGAACUCUCAGGAGCCCAGCAGCAUUUAUUGCUAGCCACCAUAUUUGCUUUAAAUAUACGAUAUCAACCUACUGAUAUAACAGUGGUCAUUAACAGUGGACUUCUAAAUGCCCUUUCGAAGCUGACAAACUCCUGCCUUCUGAUAAACCAGCGAUGGUUGAUGGCUUCAGUGUCUGGCCAUUCCCAGCUCAAUGUGGCAUUAAAGCUGGCUGGCGCUCGGCUUCUGCAGAUUUUGGCUAUCACUACUAGUUCCUAUGCAGACACUUUGCCCCUGGAAAUAGUUCAAGCACCAAUGGACGUAUUGUGCUGCCAGCUGCAGAAUUUUGUGCAUGCGGUGUGUGGAAAUGCAGAAUGUGAGAUAACUGGAGACAAAUGUAAAGAAUCACAUGGCUGUGGAGCUAACACCAGAUCCGAAAGUAAAGAUUUUGUCAAUAACAGAAGAAUAGUAGAAACCCAGCUGGGAGACUUCCUUGUUUUUUUGCGUCGUGUUAUCUCCACCAAAAAUAUGCAGAAUGAUAUGGUUUCUGUGAAAUGGAUUGACCCAGUUUUAUUGAUUGCUUCAGGAAUGAGUGCAUCAGGUGUUCCACUUAUCCAUAAUUUACGCACCAGGUUGCUAGCAUUACAUAUUUUGGAGUCACUCUUGCCUGCCUGCUUUGAACCAAACCAAAUAAAGGAGACUUUGGAGAGACUCUUCAGUUCACUUUCUGCCUAUAUGUGGGACAUGCCAUUUGCUUUAAGCAAACUGGAAAAAGUAGAGAAAUCAACUGAGGAUAAAGAAAGUGACAACAUACCGAUUAAAGAAUUUUCCUUUGAUCCAGAAAAAAUGGUUUGCUGUGUAAUGGAAGCAGGAAAUGUAUUAUCUCAUGGUGCAGGGGGUAAAGGAUAUGGCUUAGCAUCUACAGCCAUAACAUCGGGAUGCUUUCAAUGGAAGUUUUACAUAACCAGGGAAAAUAAAGGUAAUGAAGGUACAUGCGUUGGAGUCUCACAGUGGCCGGUCAGAGAUUUCAAUCAUCGUACAACAUCAGAUAUGUGGCUCUACAGAGCUUAUAGUGGGAAUCUCUACCACAACGGGGAGCAAGGCUGCACUCUACCUAGCUACACACAAGGAGAUUGUAUAACUUGUGUCCUGGAUGUGGAAGCAAGAACAAUUUCAUUUGGAAAGAAUGAUGAGGAACCAAAAUUAGCUUUUGAAGAUGUUGAUGCAACUGAGCUGUAUCCUUGUGUGAUGUUUUAUAGCAGUAAUCCUGGAGAAAAGGUAGCACUUUGUGACAUGCAAAUGCGUGGAAUGCCUCAGGACCUCCUACCUGGUGAACCGUUUUGCAGUCCUCUUAUGACUGCCUUGUCAGAGGCAACUAUACAGUUGAUCCGAAAACUCCAUUGCAAUGACAAUUGGAUGCCUGCAGUUAACCACUAUAUGCUUUGUAGGCUAGAGUUGAUUGGUUCCAUUAUGAAAGAAGCAAAAAUAUUGAAACUGAAUAAAGUUCUGAGUAAAUAUUCCAUGAAGAAAAGCACCCUUGAGGAAAAAAAGUUGAAAGGGCAAGAGGACAACCUAUUAAAGGAUGAAGAUAAGAUCGAGUGCAUCACAGACUUAGCUGAACUACAACUCCAAAUGCUGUGCCGAGAAGUCUGGCCUGUUCUGGCAGUUGUUGGUGGAAUAGAUGGUGGCCUUCGAGUUGGUGGUCAAUGCUUGCACAGGCCUUCAGGUCGCAAAGCAACCCUUUUGGGAAUUACAAAAGCAGGAGGCACCUUUGCAAGACUACAAUGGGAAGAUGUGGAAAUUACCAUCAGUGAUGCAUUGCUCUCCUCACUGGAACCCUGCAAGUCAUAUUGCUUCGACAUGACAAGAUUCCAUGGUCUGAAGCCAUCCAUGUUAUUAGACCUGACCUACUUGACUGGAGUACGUGAAGAGCCUGAAAUGUACAAUAAGAUGACACAAAAUAAAGACCCACCUGAGAAAACUGUCAAGAAUGAACUGGAAACAUCACUGGAUGAAGAAAUUGCAAAAUUUAUGGUUGCUGAUGACCACAAAGAUCCCUCUAGCAUACAAAAUCAAGAAUCUUUGAAUGUUCUUUCUAAAAAUUUACAGGAUCAUAAUGAAGAAAACGAGGCUCAAAAAGAUUGUACUACAAAAGGGAGUACUGAAUUAAAUGAAACUUCCCCAAAGUCAUAUGAUAGAACUGUACAAAAAUACGAAUUAUUCUUAACUGAACUGCGAGCUGUGCAACUUUCAUACUUGUCUGUUGGGGCCAUGAAAACACUCAGUGUUAUACUGAGUUACAGCAAGUAUGCGGACUUGCUUCUUAUUCCCAAAAUCACUGCAAACAGCUCAUGUACUUCAGAUAAUGCUAAAGCCACUGCUGGCUCUGCAGAGAAUGCUGAAAUUAGAAUGGUGCUCCAAUAUAUAAUGAGGUGCAUGGUGAAGUGGGCAGUGCGGCCAUGUCCAAUUAAGCGGGUAGUUUCACUAGCUGAUCUAGAGCGUGCCCAUAUCAUGGUAUUCAAAUCUGCAUUGGAUUCUUUGGUGGAAGAUUAUGGAACCAAAGAGGAUAAAGAUGCACCAUCGACAGAAAAUUCAAAACUUCACUCUCAAACAGCAUCAAUUUCAUCUAGUACAGUUUCACUGUACAGUCACUCUUCUGAGGAAAGCACAGGCAUUCCCAACUCAUUGUCAGCUUCAAAUUCUUCUUCAGCCACUAAUUUGGGUUCUUUAGCUUCUUCAAAUGGAUUGGAAAAUUUUAAUCCUUACUUGCCUGUCAAUGUCUUACAACAAAUGGUUGUAGUCAGAUUUCCUUCACUCUCUGGAUUGAUUAACAAUCCUUUGUUACUUCCUGGAUUGAAUCUGGUACCUGCUAUUUCAGAUGAUGGGGAGCAAAGGAAUUAUUUUUCAUUUCCUUCUGUUUCUAAUGGACAGUGCAGUUCCCCUGUAGAUUCUAGAAGUGAUCUUCCUGAGCAUUCACCACCUGUUGCUGUUCCUUUGCUAGAAAUGGGUUUUUCCUUGAGGCACAUUUGCAAAGCAGUUGAUGCUUCAGGAGUUUCUGGAGAUGCAGACCCACAAUCAAUUGAGCAAUUAGCCAGCUGGAUGCUAGAACAUCCACUCGCAGAAGAACAAGAACUAAUUGUCUAUUCCUCAGCAAAUACUGGCAAUGAUUUGAACGCACCUGUGGAGUCUGAGGUUAUAGUGCACAAUGAAUUAACUACGCCCGAGUCUCCUGACACUGUCAACAGGGAAGAUGUAGUUGAAGGAAAUACUGAUGGUUUGGAUCAGAUAGAAAGGGGAAACUUUAUUGAUGUGCAUCUGACUAGAAAUAGGCCUCCACCAGCUCGAAGACACAGAACAAGCCAAGGACAGCGACCCACUUUCAGGAGAGCUGGAUCCAGAUCUCCUCCAAUAGCGCGGUCAUCACUACGAAGGGAGCCUGAAAGUGCAAGAUGGCAGGAAACUGAUGCGAUGUCUGAUCGCAAUCUGGAUGGAGAGUUGGAGCUCUGUUUUUCUGAGGAUCCACUAUCUGAAGGUUCUGUUGAUGAUAUGUUUCCAUCUGAAUGUGGUACUGAAAAUGAAGCACAAGGCAUUUGGUUAUCUGAGAUGAUGGAUUGGCCAAACAUGUGUCAGGAUAGCUCAGAGGCAGAGGAAGUUGUGAUUUGUGAACUGUGUGAUACUCGUACAAUGCAAUUCAACAAUCACAUGAAACAGCAUCACCCCGGUUGUGGAGAGAGUGCAGGCCACAUGGGAUACCGAAGUAAUGGAGACUACGUUGAUGGUUGGUUUGGGGGAGAGUGUGGCACAGGGAGCCCAUACUAUCUGAUGUGCAACAGUUGCCAUGGAAAAUACUUGGCUGAGAAACCAAGACACAAGCAAACCAAAUCAAGUCGCAGAGCAAAAGGAUUAGCGCCUGACUUAAUCAACAAGAAUGAAAAUACGCAUGAAGAGGACUGGGAUAUAUUAGAUGUUGAAAGAAAGGAGCAACUUACAGGACUGGAAGAUUUUGCUUCAUUAGCUGGGCCACUUGGUUUAAAUGAUAGCAAAUUGAUUCCAGAUCCGGUCCAAUUUCCAGAACAGGAUCCUCUUGGAGCUUCAGUUAUGACUGAUAAUACAGAAGAGGCACUUCUAAAGAAAGGUGUGAACAAGUUUGAUGAGAAAGCAUAUUCUAGACUGACUUUGGGUGAGCAAGCUGCAACGCUUCGAGACACCAAAGAAAGAGUUCUUGCUCUCCAACGUAUCACAAUGGCAAUGCAAAUUCUUUUGGCGCACACCAUGGUUAUGAAAGCUUUAUCGCUUGUCUCUGUGAGUGGAUCUAUAUGCAGUCAAACAAGUGGACUGGAAGCUCUUGGAUUAACUGACAUCCGUAUCUUGGUUCGAUUGAUGUGCCUUGCAGCUGGAGGCAGGGCUCAGUUGGCCAAUAGUGGAACAGAACAUUUAUAUUCAAGUGCUCCAUUUAGACUUUCAAAAGGAACAACGUGGAGUACAACCUCCUGCUUAACAUAUAUGAGUUCAGCCAUUGGCUGUCUAAUUGCAAACAGCCCCUCAGCAUACAGGGCAUUGGUUAAUGUCUGUACUCAGGAUUUAAUUGCUGCUGCAUCAGGCCUACAUGUAGGCAUAAUUCGUGAUGUGCAGCAAAAGAACAGGGUGCUUCAAGUUUUCUGUAGAUCAGCAAAAGGUAAACUUUCUGGCUAUCCCAAAUUUCUGGUAACCCAAGCCUUGGUAGCAUUGCUUACUGAGAAACGUUUUCGACAUCAAUCCAGUCGUGACAAAGAGGAAGCAGAGUCUAAAGAUACUCCACCUUCUUCAUCUGCAUAUUCUUACUCAUCAACACAUAUUGGACCCUUGGAACUAGCCAACGCACUUGCAGCGUGUUGCCUGUCUGUGAGACUGAGUUCUGGACAUCGUCAGUGGGCCGCACAGCAUCUAGUACAGGUCUUAUCUACCACUGAAAGGAACAAUCAGUUUAGACCUCAAACUUAUGCAGACCUGGCAGGGGAUCUUCGGAAAUGUCCCACUGUUAAGCUGGAAGCUCAUGAGAACCGGGUUGCAAGUUCUUCCUGGUCAGUUGCAAAGGGUUUGCUAGCCACAAGUGCCCUGGAUAGAACCAUUCGCCUGUGGACUUUAACCAAGAAUACAGUUGCAUUAAUACAGACAGUUUGCUUUAAAACUUGUGAGGAUUCAAAGGAAAGACCUUGUAGCCCUACAAGAGACUUCAAUCUGUCUCCAGUAUACUGGAGUGCAAGUGGCAGAUUUUUAGCAGCUUCACAAGACAAAAUCAUCAACAUCUAUCAAGUUGAUGGGAAUGACAUCCAUAUGAAAGUUCAACCUUCCUGGGUAACUGCUUUGACAUGGGCAGAUGUCCAAACACCAUUCUUGAAUGAAGACAUUAACAAACAAGCUGAAGUGUUAUUGGUAGGACGACUGGAUGGAUCAAUUGGCUGCAUCGAAGCUGCAGAGAAUACCGUUUCUGACACGAUUAACCUAGUACAUUGUCAGAGAAAAGAUGUUGCUGUUCAGUGCAUUGCCUGGUACAGUGAAGGUAAACCAAUUGCAGUCGGGUACUCUGAUGGGAAAAUUUUACUUGGAACAAGAGAGUUCGAAAAUGUGGAAGAAUCAGUGAUAUUAGAUUCAUUUCAGGAGAGUGUAACAAGCUUGAAAUGGGAUCCAACUGGUCAUCUACUGCUUGCAGUUUCCAGGGAAGAGAUGGUGAAAGUAUGGGGAAGAAUAGGAAAUUCCUGGGUAGCAGUUCAAACUCUUUUUCACUCAGCGUUGGUCAAUACUUCAGCAUGGUGUCCACUUCCAGGGAAAGGAGUGGAUCCAAGACUAAUGCUUGCAGUGGGUUGUCAGAAUGGCUUAGUUUAUGUUUGGACACUACCACAAGGUGGCACUGCAGUUUCGUUGCCAAACUUCUUGCCUUCUGAUGUACAAGGAAAGCAAAUUGAGGACAGAUUUCAGUUCAGAGGUAGAGCCAAGUGUAUAUUUCGUCUCAAUGCUCACAUAACUGCAGUGGUAGCGGUGUCCUUCAGUCCCAGUGGAUUAGCACUUUUGUCUGGAGGAAUUGGAGGGUUGAUAAAUAUUUGGUCUAUGCAGGAUGGUUCAGUUCUGCAGACUGUAGUAACUGGUCUAGGGUCAAUAGUCGGAAUAGCCUGGAUUCCAGACAUUGGAGUAGCAGUUUGCUCCAGCAGAGCGAAGGAUGUCCUUCUAAUCAGAUGUUCACCAGAGUGGAUGUCUCAGAACCACAUCUUGCCAUCGUGUCGAAUGGCUCUUAGAGCACAGGGGAUUAUAGGACUGAAUAAGGCUCCAUGUAUGAAGGUUUUUAUUGAAAGACUACCUUUGCUCCUGCGUGCCCAAUAUGCAUAUGAAAAGCCACAUGUAACCUGUGGAGAUCAACUGGUACACAGCAUCUUUCUACAAAGUUUGUCUUCCCUCGCAGUUGGCCUUGGUUUAGACCACUUCCUUUCCAGAAGGACUGAUCCGCCUCACCAUAAAAUCAGUACUCAAGAACCUGUUUCACAUGAAUGGGCUUGGCUGUCAACUUUCUCUGCUGCUAUUAAGAGUGCUGAAGCGCUGGCAAAAGGAACCACCUUCCCAGAAGCCUUUAGUGUUCCACACUUCAGCCAAGUUUCAGAUUCAGAAUUCGUCAAAGCAUUGGAAAACAGCAACUGGAGUUAUGUUAUGGAUGAGCAGCUUAUGACCUGGGCCACAUCUAAACCAGAGGACUGGCAACUAGGUGGCAAAAGUGAAGUAUUUCUGUGGGGAAGUGGACAUCAUGGACAACUGUCUGAUGCUGGAAAUAGUGCUUUAAUACCAACUCUUGCACCAUCUUUGACACAAGCUGUGCAGGUAGUCUGUGGGCAGAACUGCACCUUUAUUGUCCAGGCUAAUGGAACUGUUGUAGCCUUUGGAGAAGGCAGCUAUGGCCGCUUGGGUCAAGGAAAUUCUGAUGACCUUCACACUCCAACUGUUAUUUCAUCCUUGCAGGGUUAUGUUGUGACACAGUUAGUCACCUCCUGUGGAUCAGAUGGUCAUUCAAUGGCUCUGACUGAGAGUGGGGAAGUUUUCAGCUGGGGUGAUGGUGAUUAUGGAAAGCUUGGUCACGGAAAUAGUGAAAGACAACGCAGACCUAGGCAAAUUGAAGCUCUGCAGGGAGAAGACAUUGUGCAGCUCUCAUGUGGAUUUAAACAUUCAGCCGUAGUAACAGCUGAUGGAAAACUUUUCACAUUUGGGAGUGGAGAUUAUGGGCGCUUGGGUCUCAGGAGUACAUCUAAUAAAAUGGUUCCUGAAAAGGUGACAGCCCUGGAAGAUUACUCAAUCGGACAGGUGGCCUGUGGAUUGAAUCACACUCUGGUUGUUUCAUCAGACGGAAUGACAGUGUGGUCAUUUGGUGAUGGAGACUAUGGAAAGCUAGGCUUGGGAUCGUGUACUGUCAAAUGCCGUCCUCAGAAAAUUGAGGCCCUUUGCAAUAAAGGUGUGAAGAAAGUAGCUUGUGGAACCCAGUUUUCAGUUGUACUAACAAAAGAUGGACGUGUAUUCACUUUCGGACAAGAGCGUCUUAUAGGCUUGCCAGAUUCAAUGCUGUGUAAUCACAACCGCCCACAGCAGGUGCCUGCGUUAGACUCGAUGUUUGUUGAAGAUAUUGCAGUAGGAUCAGAGCAUACACUUGCUUUGUGCUCAACAGGAGAUGUAUUUGCUUGGGGAUGUAAUGCUGAAGGUCAGCUUGGUCUAAAUCAUGCCAAUCAAGUUAAAGAACCAACAUUAAUUACUGCACUUCAAGGGAGAAAUAUUCAUCAGAUUUCAGCUGGCCGGUGUCACAGUGCUGCGUGGACCACCCCUCCUCCUUCACCUAGAACUCCAGGAAGCACAGUUCCUGUUCAACUUGGUGUGCCACAGAUGGUACCUCCUCAGUACAGCAUGCUUAAAGACUGUAGCCCAGAAGCCCUUACAAAUAGGUUACAGGUUCUGUUUCACUUCUCUGACCUGAUGCACAAGUCUUGGCGACUACUGAAUCUCAACUUGAAAAAUCAGACUAAUGCAUCCCUGUAUAAUGUUGGAGCUUCAGCAAUAGCUCAAGGGCGGCUGAGAGGACUCUUUUCUCCGAAAGUCAACAUUCUGCCGUUGGUGCGAUCAAUAGGAAGAACUAUGAUUCAGGGAAAGACCUAUGGACCUCAGAUCACGGUGAAGAGAAUUUCUGCAAGGGGUCGGUCAACCAAGCCUAUCUUCAUUCAGAUUGCCAAGCAAGUUGAGCAGCUCAAUGCCUCAGAACUCAGGCUUCCAUCACGAGCUUGGAAAGUGAAAUUGAUUGGCGAAGGAGCUGAUGAUGCCGGUGGAGUAUUUGAUGACACAAUUACUGAAAUGUGUCAGGAGUUGGAGACAGGAGUGGUUGAUCUACUGAUUCCAACACCAAAUGGUGUUGCAGAAGUUGGUAGCAACAGAGACAGAUUUUUACUAAACCCAUCAGCUUGCACUGAAGAACACCUCCAGCAGUUUAAGUUUUUGGGGAUACUGAUGGCCGUGGCUAUUCGGACCAAAAAGCCAUUGGAUCUACACCUAGCACCACUCGUAUGGAAACAAUUGUGCUCAAUCCCACUCAUCUCUGAAGAUCUGGAGGAAGUUGACUUGCUUUACAUUCGGACCUUGUAUGGAAUCCUACAUCUCGAUGACAGUGGGAUAACAGAAGAAAAUUUCUUGGAGAUGAUCCCCUUAGAUUCGUUUGUUGGCAGGAGUGCAGAUGGCAGGGUUGUUCCACUAAUUCCUGGAGGAAGCAGCAUACCUUUGACUUUUGGAAACAGGAAGGAGUAUGUAGAAAGAGCAAUUGAAUAUAGGUUGCAUGAAUUGGAUCAACAGGUCACAGCAAUAAGACAGGGAAUGUCAGCCAUAGUCCCUGUACCUCUGCUGUCACUGUUUACAGAUAAACAGCUUGAACAGCUUGUAUGUGGGAUGCCAGAAGUGAACGUAGAUACUUUAAAAAAAGUUGUCCGUUAUCGUGAUAUUGUUGAAAAUCAUCAGUUGCUGGGUUGGCUCUGGCAAACGUUGCAAGAGUUUUCGAAUGAAGAGAGAGUUUUAUUUCUUCGUUUUGUCUCUGGUCGCUCCAGGCUACCAGCCAACCCUGCAGACAUCACACAGAAGUUUCAGAUUAUCAAAGUGGACAGGCCCGUCGAUGGUCUUCCUACUGCUCAGACCUGCUUCUUCCAGCUUCGACUACCCCCUUACUCAAGCCAGCAGGUGAUGGCAGAACGUUUGCGGUAUGCCAUUCAGAACUGCAGAUCAAUUGACAUGGACAACUACAUGCUGUCAAGAAAUGCUGAUACCGGAGAAGGUUCAGACACUGAAUAUUGAGUGCUGCUUUCUUCAAUACCACCUGCAAAUCAACUUUACAAUUAAUAGAAUCUCAGGCAAUUUCAUGAAAAAAUACAAGCAACUUAACACAUAAUUUUUUUUUAACUGACAUUUUCUACUUUGUGGGAUAAGCAUUUGCUACCUUACAAAUUUUGCAUAAUAAUGUGCUGGUGUUUUUAAAGAAAACUAAUUAAUUUGAUUUUGUGCACUACUGAAAAUCAGGAAUUGCCUACAUCCUGUUAAAUUGUAGAAUCAUGUUUUUGUAGAAUGCAUAAUGCACAUGGUACACUGAAUACGUCCAGCACUUUGCCUAACUUAAGCAUCUUGUGUACAGGAUCGGGGUGGAUAAUUGCCAAACAGUAACCUGAUUAUGGAAGUUUGAUGAGGUGAAUCCAAUUCUUUUGUACUAAAAUAAUUUUCCAUAUCACACUGAACAAUAAAGGAUCUUGGCCAUGCUAAAACAUUCAUAGC
This is a messenger RNA of Hypanus sabinus (Atlantic stingray), 15063 nucleotides long. Its product is annotated as probable E3 ubiquitin-protein ligase HERC1. The coding region runs from base 202 to 14592 and encodes 4796 amino acids. Lineage: Eukaryota; Metazoa; Chordata; Chondrichthyes; Myliobatiformes; Dasyatidae. The record is from RefSeq and is a predicted model, not a curated record. The transcript is spliced from 78 exons. Gene Ontology annotation, molecular function: ubiquitin-protein transferase activity; protein binding.